This is a messenger RNA of Sapajus apella (tufted capuchin), 833 nucleotides long. It is a transcript of the gene SCIMP, whose product is annotated as SLP adaptor and CSK interacting membrane protein. NCBI's taxonomy places the organism in Eukaryota, Metazoa, Chordata, Mammalia, Primates, Cebidae. The record is from RefSeq and is a predicted model, not a curated record. The transcript is spliced from 8 exons. Gene Ontology annotation, cellular component: tetraspanin-enriched microdomain; immunological synapse; membrane. The coding region runs from base 1 to 480 and encodes 159 amino acids.
AUGUGCUCAGAUCUGGAAGCCUUCAGAGUUCAGGAUUCCACUGCAAUGAGUUGGUGGAGGAACAAUUUCUGGAUCAUCUUAGCUGUGGCCAUCAUUGUUGUUUCUGUGGGCUUGGGCCUCAUCCUGUACUGUGUCUGUAAGUGGCAGCUUAGACAAGGCAAGAAAUGGGAAAUUGCCAAGCCCUUGAAACACAACCAAGCAGAUGAAGAAAAGAUGUAUGAGAAUGUUCUUAAUGAUUCUCCAGGUCAAUUACCGCCUCUGCCACCAAGGAGUUGGCCUUCUCUAGAAGACUCUUCCCCACAGGAAACCCCAGGUCAGCCACCAGCUACAUACUCAUUGGUAAAUAAAGUUAAAAAUAAGAAGACUGUUUCCAUCCCGAGCUACAUUGAACCUGAAGAUGAUUAUGACGAUGUUGAAAUCCCUGCAAAUACUGAAAAGCAUCAUUUUGAAACAACCAUUUCUUCUUUUUGGCAAAGCUGAAGAGGGUUCACAUGAUUUAUUUUAAAACAGUCAAGAAUGGUUGAACUUCAGGAGGUCUCUGGGCCUUGAAAGCCAGUGGUGAUUUUAUGAAGCUCUAUAAGAUAAAGCACUUCCCAAACCUUAGAUGAAGACACCCCUGCAAUCAGAUGACUGCAGACAGAGGACAUAGAUGCUCAGCUCUGAGGACUCAGAGGGCUCAGCCUUGUGCUGCUGAGGGAAGUUUCCAUGGGGAUGACCAUGGGCUCCAUGGCUCCCUCUAUGAGAAACUACUCAUUUCUUGGUACUCUUUCCCUCUUCAUUCCCUUGGUUUGCAUGGUUCUGAGUGAUCUUAAAUGUCAGCAUUCAGUUGUACA